Molecule: messenger RNA, 1278 nt
Organism: Malassezia pachydermatis
Lineage: Eukaryota; Fungi; Basidiomycota; Malasseziomycetes; Malasseziales; Malasseziaceae
Product: succinate- ligase
Exons: 2
Coding region: 1-1278 (425 amino acids)
Biological process (GO): tricarboxylic acid cycle; succinyl-CoA metabolic process
Cellular component (GO): succinate-CoA ligase complex; mitochondrion
Molecular function (GO): ATP binding; metal ion binding; succinate-CoA ligase (ADP-forming) activity
Source: RefSeq, a predicted model, not a curated record
AUGAUUCGUGCACUCAACAUGUUCCGUUCGCGUGCUUCUGCGGCCCAGAGCAUGCUCCGCACCGGCUCGAAUGCCGCAAUGCAGAAGCGUUUCUUGUCGAUUCACGAGUACCUGUCUAUGGGUGUGCUGAACAAGUACGGUAUUGACACUCCUAAGUUCGUGCCGGCCAGCACGCCUGAGGAGGCGUUUGAGGCGGCGAAGAGCUUUGGUGGCAAGCCUAUUGUGAUUAAGGCGCAGGUGUUGGCUGGUGGCCGUGGUAAGGGUCACUUUGACAACGGUCUCCAGGGUGGUGUCCACCUGAUCAAGACCCCUGAGGAGGCUCGUGACCUCGCUUCGAAGAUGCUUGGCGCUAAGCUUAUUACCAAGCAGACGGGCUCCCAAGGCCGUAUUUGCAACAAGGUUAUGAUUGCGGAGGCUCGCAAGCCUGCGCACGAGUACUACGUCGCUGUUCUUAACGACCGUGUGCGUCAGGUCCCUGUGCUCAUUGCUUCCAACCAAGGUGGUAUGUCGAUUGAGGAUGUCGCCAAGGAGAACCCUGAUGCUAUCAUCACUACCCCGAUCCCCCUGGAGGGCGGUCUUGACACCAGCACUGCCAUGGAGGUGGCUCGCAAGCUCGGCUUCUCGGCCAGUACGCAGGAGAAGCAGGCUGCUGAGACCUUCGUGAAGCUGUACAAGCUCUUUGACGAGCACGAUGCUACCCAGGUCGAGAUCAACCCUCUUGCUGAGAGCGAGGAUGGCGCUGUUCUCUGCAUGGACGCCAAGCUGGGCUUUGACGACAAUGCGGACUUCCGUCAAAAGGAGAUCUUUGACAUGCGCGAUGUGUCGCAGGAGGACCCCAGUGAGGUACAGGCUGGCAAGUACGGCUUGAACUUCAUCAAGCUGGAGGGCAACAUUGGCUGCCUGGUCAACGGUGCUGGUCUUGCUAUGGCCACGCUAGACGUGCUCUCGCUCAACGGCGGUAAGCCUGCCAACUUCCUUGACGUUGGUGGUGGUGCUAAUACCGAGGCUGUGAAGCAGGCCUUCGAGAUUCUCUUGGCGAGCAAGGAUGUGCGUGCCAUCUUCGUGAACAUCUUCGGUGGUAUUAUGCGCUGCGAUGUUAUCGCCGAGGGUAUCGUUGAGGCCACUAAGCAGCUCGACAUGAAGAUCCCCUUGGUUGUCCGUCUUCAGGGCACUAAGGAGGCUGAGGCCAAGGCUCUGAUCAAGGAGUCGGGUCUCAAGAUCCAGGCCUUUGACGACUUGGAUAUUGCUGCUAAGAAGGCGGUUGAGGCGGCUCACUAA